Messenger RNA from Cercocebus atys (sooty mangabey), 2234 nucleotides. It is a transcript of the gene ST3GAL4, whose product is annotated as ST3 beta-galactoside alpha-2,3-sialyltransferase 4. Gene Ontology annotation, biological process: glycolipid biosynthetic process. NCBI's taxonomy places the organism in Eukaryota, Metazoa, Chordata, Mammalia, Primates, Cercopithecidae. The record is from RefSeq and is a predicted model, not a curated record. The transcript is spliced from 11 exons. Bases 643 to 1644 code for a protein of 333 amino acids. Gene Ontology annotation, molecular function: sialyltransferase activity.
GAAAGGGGUUUCUGAGCCCAGAUCUCCGAUGCUCCCAAGGCACUCAAAACCAGAGCUGUGAGCCUGAAUUCAGAGGCUGUGCUGUGGGGCAGGGCUGGAAUUUGUGGCACCUGUGUGGGGACCGCAGGGCUGAACGUUACCUUUACUGUCCCUGCUCGGGGAUUUUGGGGUACUGGGUUUGGAUAAAGUGUGUCACCUGCAUAGGGAGCACUGUUCUGGAAGUGGACUCUGCUCAGGUGUGGGGGGCCUGCCUGUGGGGCGCACCAUGGACAGGAGGCUGGUGUCUGGUCAGGCUGAGGGAUCUGUGUGCCAGCCCUUCUGGGAAGGCUGAAUGGGGCGGAACUGGUCAGGGCCUGGCACAAACUCCAGGAAGUGCUACUCCCAGAGAGAGAGAGAGAUGGAGAGCCACCUCCCUGGGGGCCUCCUCCCCAUCCCCUUCUGCAUGCCACCGCACCCCAACAGUGUCCCUUGAGGCUGGGCCAUGGGUGGAUCUGAGUCAGGGCAGGGCAGAGUGGGAGUGGCAGUGCCUCUGCCUGUCUCCCUGGCCGUGGCAGGUCCUGUGUCACAUAGAGACCAGGAGAGGUGGCCCGAGGCAGCCGGGAUGACAGCUCUCCCCAGGAAUCCUGCUGCCUGCUGAGAAACAUGGUCAGCAAGUCCCGCUGGAAGCUCCUGGCCAUGUUGGCUCUGGUCCUGGUCGUCAUGGUGUUGUAUUCCAUCUCCCGGGAAGACAGGUACAUCGAGCUUUUUUAUUUUCCCAUCCCGGAGAAGAAGGAGCCGUGCCUCCAGGGUGAGGCAGAGAGGAAGGCCUCUAAGCUCUUUGGCAACUACUCCCGGGAUCAGCCCAUCUUCCUGCAGCUUAAGGAUUAUUUCUGGGUCAAGACGCCAUCUGCUUACGAGCUGCCCUAUGGGACCAAGGGGAGUGAGGACCUGCUCCUCCGGGUGCUAGCCAUCACCAGUUCCUCUAUCCCCGAGAACAUCCAGAGCCUCAGGUGCCGCCGCUGCGUGGUCGUGGGGAACGGACACCGGCUGCGGAACAGCUCACUGGGAGAUGCCAUCAACAAGUAUGAUGUGGUCAUCAGAUUGAACAAUGCCCCAGUGGCUGGCUAUGAGGGUGACGUGGGCUCCAAGACCACCAUGCGUCUCUUCUACCCUGAAUCUGCCCACUUCGACCCCAAAGUAGAAAACAACCCAGACACACUCCUCGUCCUGGUGGCUUUCAAGGCAAUGGACUUCCACUGGAUUGAGACCAUCCUGAGUGAUAAGAAGCGGGUGCGAAAGGGUUUCUGGAAACAGCCUCCCCUCAUCUGGGACGUCAACCCUAAACAGAUUCGGAUUCUCAACCCCUUCUUCAUGGAGAUUGCAGCUGACAAACUGCUGAGCCUGCCAAUGCAGCAGCCACGGAAGGUUAAGCAGAAGCCCACCACAGGCCUGUUGGCCAUCACGCUGGCCCUCCACCUCUGUGACUUGGUGCACAUUGCCGGCUUCGGCUACCCAGAUGCCUACAACAAGAAGCAGACCAUUCACUACUAUGAGCAGAUCACGCUCAAGUCCAUGGUGGGGUCAGGCCAUAAUGUCUCCCAAGAGGCCCUGGCCAUUAAGCGGAUGCUGGAGAUGGGAGCCGUCAAGAACCUCACGUCCUUCUGACCUGGGCAAGAGUUGAAGCCUGUCGGUUGCCUACUCUGCUGUCUGGGUGACCCCCGUCCGUGGCUGUGGGGGUGCCUGGUGCCAGUAUGACCCACUUGGACUCACCCCCUCUUGGGGAGGGAGUUCUGGGCCUGGCCAGGUCUGAGAUGAGGCCAUGCCCCUGGCUGCUCUUAUGGAGGCGAGAUCCAGUCAGGGUGGGGGCGCUGGAGCCGUGGGAGCCCGGCCAGGGCAGGGGGCUCGUUGCUGUGGCACCCCCUCUCUGCCAGCACCAAGAGAUUAUUUAAUGGGCUAUUUAAUGAAGGGGUAGGAAGGUGCUGCGGGCUGGUCCCAUGCAUCCAGGAAAGAGGCCAGUAGGGUAUUCUGCCCACUUUUUAUAAAAACCUAAGUGAUGGCCCCACCAAGGCCUAGACACAGCACCGGCCUCCCAGGAGGGCAGGGGCAUUGGGAAUGGGUGGGUGCCCUCCAGAGAGGGGCUGCUGCCUCCCAGCGGGCAUGGGAAGAGCACUGGUGUGGGGGUUCCACCGAGAAGGGGACCUCAUCUAGAAAAGAGGUUACAAACCUACCAUUAAACUAUUUUUCCUAAAAUGGAA